CACAGUCCCCUAGCUGAGAAGCUGAGCUCAGGACUCCGGUCCUGAAUCUGGAGAAACUUGUGGGAAAGUUAUCUUUAGAGGAAGGACUGGCCAGUCCCGAGUCACCCUUUCUCAACUUGCCACCCUCCCCAUCCAGGGGCCAGAGGGAGCUAUGGCAGUAGUGAAGGCAUGGGUGGUCUCCCUCCUGAUCCUGGAGGUUACCUUCGAACUGGCAUCCGCCGCAGGUCCCGGGAUGAGGCAGACGAUGCUUUCCCAGUCUGUUCGGAGAGUGCAGCCGGGGAAGAGGAACCUCAACAAUUUGGCCAGGCCUGCUGACCCCGAAGACAGUCCUGGGGAGUGGACAACAUGGUUCAACAUUGACCACCCUGGUGGACAGGGUGACUAUGAGCGGCUGGACGCCAUCCGCUUUUACUAUGGAGAUCGGGUGUGCUCAAGGCCUCUGCACCUUGAGGCCCGGACCACUGACUGGGUACCUGCAGCUGGAACUGGCCAGAGGGUUCACAGCAGCCCUCAUGAAGGCUUCUGGUGCAUAAACAAGGAGCAGCUGCCAGGCAAGAACUGUUCCAACUACACAGUCAGAUUCUUCUGCCCCCCAGGAUCUUUACGCCGAGACAAUGAGAGAAUCUGGACUCCUUGGUCUCAGUGGAGUGACUGCUCAGCCUCCUGUGGUCACACUGGUGUCCAAACCCGCACUCGGAGUUGUAUGUUAGAGACGUCCUGGCUCUGCAACGAAGCCACAGAAGAGGGUCGGCUCUGUGUGAGCCCGGCUUGUGCAGCCUGUGACAUGUCGUGCACCAUGGGCCAGGUGAAUGCUGACUGUGAUGCCUGCAUGUGUGAGGAUUUUGUACUGCAUGGGGCCAUUUCUCUGCCUGGGGGAGGUCCCGCCACAGGAGCCACUGUCCAUUUGCUGACCAAGACGGUAAAGCCCCUGACUCGGACUGACAGCAAUGGGAGGUUUCGAAUCCCUGGUUUGUGUCCUGAUGGCAAAACUGUUCUGAAAAUCACCAAAGCCAAGUUCGCACCCAUUGUCCUGACGAUGCCCAAGACCAACAAGAGGAUGGCCACGGUUCGUGCUGAGUUUGCAAGAGCAGAGCUUCCUUACAUUGUGAAGAAUCCAGAGACUAAGGCAAGGAAAACUGGACAGAGCGUGUCUUUCUGCUGUAAGGCCAUAGGGAAGCCCAGCCCAGAGAAGUAUUUCUGGUACCACAAUAAUAAGCUGCUGGAUCCUUCAUUGUAUAAGUAUGAGAGCAACCUGAUACUGAAAAAUCUGCAGAAGGAGCAGGCUGGGGAAUAUUUCUGCAAGGCCCAAAGUGAUGCGGGAGCUGUGAAGUCACAAAUUGCUCGGCUAUCUAUUAUAGCGCCAAAUGAGCCUCCUUGCAACCCGGUACCUGAGAGUUACUUAAUCCAACUGCCUCAUGAUUGCUUCCAGAACACCACCAACUCCUUCUACUAUGAUGUGGGGAGAUGCCCGAUCAAGACGUGUGCUGGGCAGCAUGAUAAUGGGCUCAGAUGCAGAGAUGCUACAGAAAGCUGUUGUGGAACGUCUAGGAUGGAAGAGAGGGAGAUCAAGUGUAGUGGGUACACACUCCCUACCAAGGUAGCCACAGAGUGCAGCUGCCAAAAGUGUACAGAGACAAGGAGCAUAGUCAGGGGCCGGGUCAGUGCGGCAGAUAAUGGGGAGCCCAUGAGGUUUGGUCACAUUUACAUGGGGAACCACAGAGUUAGCAUGACUGGCUACAAGGGGACCUUCACCCUCCAUGUGCCCCAGGACACUGAGAGGCUGGUACUCACCUUCGUAGACAGGCUACAGAAGUUUGUGAAUACCACCAAAGUGCUUCCAUUCAAUAAGAAAGGCAGUGCAGUAUUCCAUGAGAUUAAAAUGCUCAGGAAGAAAGCACCAGUUACCUUGGAGUCCACGGAGACCAACAUCAUCCCACUGGGGGAGGUGGAUGGAGAAGAUCCCAUGGCAGAGCUAGAAAUCCCUUCCAACAGUUUCUACAGGCAGAAUGGGGAUCUCUACAGGGGCAAAGUCAAGGCCAGCGUGACUUUCCUGGACCCGAGAAACAUUUCCACAGCCACAGCCACCCAAAGUGACUUGAAUUUCAUCAACAAUGAAGGAGACACAUUCCCGCUCCGGACAUAUGGCAUGUUCUCCGUAGAUUUCACAGAUGAAGCUGCCACCGAAUCACUUAAUGCAGGCAAAGUGAAGGUACAUCUUGACUCUGCUCAGGUCAAGAUGCCCGAGCAUGUGCCUACGAUGAAACUAUGGUCACUGAACCCUGACACAGGGCUGUGGGAGGAGGAAGGAGAUUUCAAGUUUGAGAACAAGAGGAGAAACAAAAGGGAGGAAAGAACUUUCCUGGUGGGAAAUAUGGAGAUCCGUGAGAGGAGACUCUUCAAUCUCGAUGUUCCUGAGAGCAGGAGGUGCUACAUCAAGGUGAGGGCUUACCGAAGUGAGAGGUUCCUUCCCAGUGAGCAGGUCCAAGGGGUUGUGAUCUCUGUAAUCAAUCUGGAGCCAAAAAGUGGCUUCUCAUCCAAUCCCAGAGCCUGGGGCCGCUUUGACAGUGUCAUCACAGGUCCCAAUGGUGCCUGUUUGCCGGCAUUCUGUGAUGAUCAGUCCCCAGAUGCCUAUUCUGCCUAUGUUUUGGCAAGCCUGGGUGGAGAAGAGCUGGAAGCUGUGGAGUCUUCACCCAAAUUCAACCCCAAUGCCAUUGGAGUACCCCAGCCCUAUCUCAACAAACUCAAGUAUAGAAGGACAGACCAUGAUGAUCCCAAAGUCAAGAAAACUGCCUUCCAGAUCAACAUGGCCAAACCAAGACCAAAUACAGCUGAGGAGAGCAAUGGUCCUAUCUAUGCCUUUGAGAACCUCCGGGAGUGUGAAGAGGCCCCAUACAGUGCACCCCAUUUCAGGUUCUAUAGGGUAGAGGGAGAUAGGUAUGACUAUAACACUGUCCCCUUCAAUGAAGAUGACCCUAUGAGUUGGACAGAGGACUACCUGGCAUGGUGGCCCAAGCCUAUGGAGUUCCGGGCAUGCUAUAUCAAAGUUAAGAUUGUGGGGCCUCUGGAGGUAAAUGUGAGAUCACGAAACAUGGGUGGCACACAUCGGCAGACAGUGGGGAGACUCUAUGGCAUCCGGGAUGUGAGGAGCACCCGAGACAGGGAUCAACCCAAUGUCUCAUCUGCCUGUCUAGAAUUCAAAUGUAGUGGGAUGCUUUAUGACCAGGACCGGGUAGAUCGCACACUGGUCAAGAUUAUCCCCCAGGGCAGCUGUCACCGGGCCAGUGUGAACAGCAUGCUACAUGAAUACCUGGUCAACCACCUCCCCUUAGCAGUUAACAAUGAUACCAGUGAGUACACCAUGCUGGCACCAUUAGACCCGCUUGGGCACAAUUAUGGCAUCUACACUGUCACAGACCAGGACCCCCGGACAGCUAAGGAGAUAGCCCUAGGCAGGUGUUUUGAUGGCACAUCUGAUGGUUCCUCCCGAGUCAUGAAGAGCAAUGUGGGGGUCGCUCUCACAUUUAACUGUGUGGAGAGGCAGGUAGGGCGGCAAAGUGCUUUUCAGUACCUCCAAAGCCCCCCAGCUCGGGCCACUGCAGGCUCCCUCAGAGGAAGAGUGGUUGGGCGGAGGCAGGAGAGGGAGAGUCAGUCUGGACAGAGGCGUCCAGGAGGGGCAGUCUCUCUGAGGUUUCCUGGAAGGGCUCAACAACAACAACCACUCAACAACUAGACCCUAUGGUGUUUCUUUUAUUAUGGAAUAUCUUGUGGAAACUUAGUACAAACUGCUACCAAGUUAAUUUAAGUAUAUACGUCCCAGUACAAUUUGCUGUGUGUUCCAGAUGUUGUUGCUGUCUUUGCCCCAUGCUAGCUACAAUUUAUUCAGAAAGGCUAUUGCAAGGAAAGUCCCUUUGUAGGCCCCGCCACACACACACACACACACACACACACACACACACAUACACACACUCCCUGAUAAAACUCUGGGGCUGGGAAGAAAGAGCUUGGAGCCUCCUUCAUCAAGUGUGAUUGAUGUGAAUCCCCUAUGGUCCGGCCAUCUCUAAGAUAAUGGCAGAUUAAAUGAUUAACAGUAAGAUAUGUGACUGUGCCCUUGAUCAGUGGGAAUGAGUGAAUCAAGCAAAGUUCAUACAAAUGAUAACAAGGCAGAAGAAAAAAACCACAAGAUUUUGUACUUGAAGUGUAAAUAACUUAUUUAUUUCUUUGCUAGAUUUAGAGUGAUUUGUAUGUAUUCGAGGCUGAGCUGUUGAAUUGUGAGCUCUAAUUACAGGUCCUAUACUGUAGUUGUGGAAGAUGACUAUCUUGAUUCCAUAAAUGCUUUUUUGUUAAGAGGGAUAACUUCACUCGCUACUCUGCUUUUAUUCAAGCUAAAAUGCCAGUGCAGUUGAGGGCAGAUUUAAAUAAAGAGGUAUUUUUCACUUUGA
Molecule: messenger RNA, 4439 nt
Organism: Trichosurus vulpecula (common brushtail)
Lineage: Eukaryota; Metazoa; Chordata; Mammalia; Diprotodontia; Phalangeridae
Gene: CILP
Product: cartilage intermediate layer protein
Exons: 9
Coding region: 152-3730 (1192 amino acids)
Source: RefSeq, a predicted model, not a curated record